Molecule: messenger RNA, 2710 nt
Organism: Cajanus cajan (pigeon pea)
Lineage: Eukaryota; Viridiplantae; Streptophyta; Magnoliopsida; Fabales; Fabaceae
Product: two-component response regulator-like APRR9
Biological process (GO): cytokinin-activated signaling pathway; phosphorelay signal transduction system
Molecular function (GO): protein binding
Source: RefSeq, a predicted model, not a curated record
CGCGGUUGUGGGCAAAAGCUGGUUGGCAGAGGAAGUGAAUCAGAAUCGGAAGGGGGCGGUUUCCACUUUCCAUACCCUUACGAUAUCUUUCUCUCUCAAUUUUAUUAUUAUUGGUCAGAGAGGAUGGGCUCAACUUCACACGCUCUCUCUUUUUCUCUUCUUCCUCUGCCGCCAUCAGUUGUCACAAUCGAUUAGGGUUCUUCUUCUUCUUUUUCCGUUGUGGAAAUUGGUCCGAAGCAUGUUAGUGUUCGAGAAUGGCUGAGUUGAACGGUGCCAUGGAGGAGCAGAAGGUCACCAACAACGAUCGCUUUGCGGAGGUGGUUCGCUGGGAGAGGUUUCUGCCUCGGAUGGUUCUCAGAGUGCUGCUUGUUGAAGCUGAUCAUUCCACUCGUCAUAUCAUCACUGCGCUUCUUCGCAAAUGCAGUUACUCAGUUAUUGCGGUUCCUGAUGGAUUAAAGGCAUGGGAAACGUUGAAGAGGAAGGCGCCUGAUCUAGAUCUAAUAUUAACAGAAGUGGAGUUGCCCGCGAUAUCUGGAUUUGCACUUCUUUCUUUAAUUAUGGAGCAUGACACUUGUAAAAACAUUCCUGUCAUAAUGAUGUCUUCUCAUGAUUCAGUUAGCAUGGUGUUGAAAUGCAUGUUAAAAGGGGCGGUUGAUUUUCUUAUAAAACCCAUUCGGAGGAAUGAGCUUCGGAACUUGUGGCAACAUGUAUGGAGAAGGCACGCUAUAACGGCUCCUACUCAUAAUACAACAUUUUCACCGAAAAAGCUUCAAACUGCCUCAGAAGACAAUUCUGCAAGCAAUAAAUCCAGUGGUUUUGUGGCUUCCUCAAAGAAAAACAACGAAUGCAGCGAGAGAUUAAGUGAGGCUCAAAGUACUUGUACAUCGCCAAUUUUGGAAGCUGAGAGUACAUAUGUGGAUAAUAUGCAGGACGCAUACCAGCUGAAGAGUUCUAAGUUGAGCAAAAUUGAUAUGGUGAAGCAUGAAGAGUUUACCGAAUUUGAAAGGGAAUCAGCCAAGCAUAAUGACGAUACAGGAGAUAAGUCAAUUACUAUUGUAACAGAGGCUGCAUGGUGCGACAAAACUUUUGAAUUGACAGAUUUAACACUAGAACAAGACCAUGGUUGUGCUGAAUCUGAAAACAAGGAUGAAAUUUUAAAAUCUGAGUCAGGAAGAGAUAAUCCUAGUAGUAGUACUGAAAUACAUGGAUGCAGUGAUGAACGGGUAGAACCUUCUAAUGGAGCUAUUGACUUGAUUGCCACAUUUGGGAAUCCUUCAAAGCACCCUGAUGAAAACUGUUGUCUCAAAGAUGGUAAUACAAUCAAGUUUGAUUGUGAUGCACAAUUGGAACUUUCUUUAAAAAGUGAUUUUCCUGGCGGCUCAUGUAAACAAGCAAGCGAAGCAACUGAAGAAUCUCCAAGAUUGAACCAUUCAAAUACUUCUGCCUUUUCUUGGUAUACAAAUAGUAAAUCGUUGCAGCCUCUUUUUCCAACACCGACAAUUGCAUCUGCUAAAGUAAACAACCCCAAUUGGGAUUCUCACGAAUCCUAUAAACUAUCUGUAAUUACUUCUGGAAAUGGUUGUCAGUAUGGUGGCUCUAAUCAGAAUCUGGAGAAUAUGAUCAGUACAGUCAUUGGUCAGAAUGGACAAGUUAAGCCAAAAUUAUCAAACAGUCAAUGUGGACUCUUACCUGUUUCAGGGGUUAUUUCCAAUCUUAAUUCCAAGGGACAUGGUAAUGUUUUCCCUUCUGUGUUCUAUGCACAACCUGGCUUUCAUCCCAUGUGGAAUCCGAAACCAGUCUGCCAGAAUGAGAGUUCUCCCUUUCCCACUAGUAACUCCUCCCAGUCCAAUCCUGAAAGUAACAAUUCAGAUCAACAUCCUGAAAGUCCCAAAUGUCUUAAUCAAAAUGUAAAGGAUAAUAAUGAUUCGGAUCAUGCAAGGCAUGAUUCUCCUGCUGCUGAGCGUAGUUUAUGCCAUGAAACUGCAAAUCAUGUUAGUAUUAGUGCAUAUGGAAGCAUGGAGAGUGCAAACGAUGGAAAUGCUACUUCAGCUAUAGUAUCCAAUAACAACCCGGAAGGUUUCAGUGAUAGUGGUUGCCAUAAUUAUGAUGGAUUCAGAGUGACAGAUUCUCAUCACUCCAGUCAAAGAGAAGCGGCUCUGACCAAGUUUCGACUGAAGAGGAAAGAAAGAUGCUUCGAGAAAAAGGUUCGAUAUCAAAAACGGAAGAGACUGGCAGAGCAACGGCCUCGGGUCAAAGGGCAGUUUGUACGCCAAGUACACAAUGAUCAUCCAGUCGCCGAGGCUGGUGGUGAUUCAUGAAAUUUGUUCUUUUUAGGUUACCUGUUGUAUUAAAUUACAGCUGACUUUAACACUGAUUGCAUCAACAAGGAUUAGUUGUAGGGUGAUGUCUGUGUGUGUUGGUGGAAUCUGUUUAUCUUGAAGCAUUAGGCAAGAGUAGGCCAGUAAGGAGAUAGGUAAAGGGUAGUGUUAAACAUUCCAAAUGUUUUCUCAUGGCUUUAUAUUUGUACUGCCGCUUACAAAUUUAGGAUUGUAAUUAUUUAGUGGAAUUGGUUUUGGUUUUACCUGUGUAUAUGUUUUCUUGGUUGAAUACUAAUAUAUAUGGGUCUGUAAUUUACAUAAGGCUGUAGGCUUCGGUUUGAAAAUUUCACUCGAGAACCUCUGGUUAUGCAAUUGAACGAUCUUUCUUUGCA